CGGGUUUGCAGUUGACAAGUACGGGACAGUUCUAUCUUUCGAAGAUGUUUGGAUGAUGGAGAAUGGGUUACAGCCAAGAUGCGGUUUUGAUCGGUUAUUGGCUUCAAGGGAAGCUGUUGUGGAUCUGAGCAAAGGGUUUCUGGUGAAAAAGUUGCAAACAAAGCCCUUGAGGAGAGGCAUUGGGCUUGAGGGUAUGUUGAGAGACCGAGACGGAGAAGAAGAGAAUGAAGAAUUUGAAAUUAGAGUUGGUGCUGGGUCAGUGCUUCUUUUCCCAAGUGAAAAAGCAGUGAGGAUUGAAGCUCUGAAAAGUGUUGAAGUGAGGAAUUUGGUAGUGUUGGAUGGGACUUGGAGUAAAGCUAAGAGAAUGUACAAAGAGAACCCAUGGCUGAAGCUGCUGCCACAUGUGAAGCUUGAUGUGUUGGAUGGGAUGAGCAGCUUGUAUGGUGAAGUGAGGCAUCAACCAAAGGAGGGAUGCUUCUCCACCAUUGAGAGCAUUGUGUAUGCACUCAAGGCUCUGGGCGAAGAAGAUGAUGAAAAUUCAAAAGGCGGCUUGGAUGAUCUUCUUGAUGUUUUUGUGUCCAUGGUUGCAGAUCAAAGGCGAUGCAAAGAUGAGAGAUUGCGCCAAGCCAACCAAACAAACUUCUUAUAGCUAUCCUCCCUCCCCUUCCUUUCUCUGUGUUCCUAUCCUUCCAGCGUUUAUAGUGCUGCUGCAUCAAGUUUCUUUCUUUCCUUCUUUCUUUUAGCCUUUUAGGUUACAUUCUUCCAUGUUCCUACUUCAAUGAAUCAGUUCAUUCAAAAACAUUGUUUUUAGUUACUUCCUCGACCAUUUAACUAAUACUCCGUAGGAGUUUUGACACAAAUAUUACCCAAAAAAAGGUAAUAGGCAAAAAAAGUGACCUCUUUUCUUAAUUUUCAAAAAUGUGACCAAGGGCAUUCUUUACUAAUUUAUCCUUCCUAAGUUUUGAGCACCAUACCAAUGCAGCUCAAGACCUUUGCGAUGCACUCUAUUGACUAAUGUUUUUUUUAUUUAAUAUUCUUUCGAUGCACCCAGUAACAGACUAUAAGUCUAUAAAACUAUUUUAAUAUUGUAAUAUUAUUUCUGAAAAUAAA
Messenger RNA from Cuscuta europaea, 1110 nucleotides. NCBI's taxonomy places the organism in Eukaryota, Viridiplantae, Streptophyta, Magnoliopsida, Solanales, Convolvulaceae. The record is from the annotation of a GenBank genome assembly.